AUGUGGGCGAUAAAGAAACUGAAGACGGAUUGGAAUGAAGCAGUGGAGCAGAAACUUAAUUGGUUGAAUGAGCUUGAUAACUUUCUCCUAAAAGCAUAUGAAAGUUCAGCCCUCUACAAAGAGAAGAUGAAUAAGUACCACGACCAAAAGAUUUGGAAACACAAAGUUGUAGUUGGGGAUUUGGUACUUAUGUUUAACUCUAGGCUAUGCUUGUUUUCGGGCAAACUCAAGUCCAAAUGGACAGGUCCAUUCUUGAUCACUAAAGUGUUCCCACAUAAAGUGGUUGAGUUGGAAAAUAAGGAGGGUGCAAGGUUCAUGGUGAACGGGAAGCGAAUCAAGAUCUACCUAGGGCAUGCGGAGAGUGCCCAUGAAGUGGUUGAGGCAUAUUACCUUGAUGAAGCUUGA
Messenger RNA from Solanum pennellii, 405 nucleotides. RefSeq lists its product as uncharacterized. NCBI's taxonomy places the organism in Eukaryota, Viridiplantae, Streptophyta, Magnoliopsida, Solanales, Solanaceae. The transcript has a single exon. Bases 1 to 405 code for a protein of 134 amino acids. The record is from RefSeq and is a predicted model, not a curated record.